This is a messenger RNA of Gadus morhua (Atlantic cod), 2950 nucleotides long. It is a transcript of the gene slc8a3, whose product is annotated as solute carrier family 8 member 3. The record is from RefSeq and is a predicted model, not a curated record. Gene Ontology annotation, cellular component: postsynapse; sarcolemma; axon. Gene Ontology annotation, biological process: cell communication; calcium ion import across plasma membrane; sodium ion transmembrane transport. Lineage: Eukaryota; Metazoa; Chordata; Actinopteri; Gadiformes; Gadidae. Gene Ontology annotation, molecular function: calcium:sodium antiporter activity.
AGAGGAGGAAGAGUAGAGAGUGAGCGAGAGAGUGAGCGAGAGAGAGAGAGAGAGAGAGAGAGGGGGGGAGGACGACAGGCGCUCACCUAUCACCGCUUUGAUCGCCAAAACGCUGGAAUUGAUCCGGCUCGCGCGGAACCUGCCGUCGUUACACGAGGAGGACGGAUCGUCUCGAGCUCGCGGAUUUUUUUUCUGUAGCGGCGGGAAGCUGAGGAAGGCGGCGCGCGUGUGAAGAAGAAGAAGAGGUUUUAUAUAACGGAUUCAAAUCCACGCAUACUUCGCGAGGAGAGGCACGGGCACACGGAGCCGGAGCCUGUCUCGUGCUACGCGCGCGUGAACCGUCCGGAAUACAGAUCCAGGUGGCGUGUGUAGAAAAACCACAGCCCAGUGCUGGAUCCCGGAGGGAGCAUUAGUGUGGUCAGGAACCCUUGACAAGAAGGAGGGUGCAUGGAGGGCUCAAGGCCGGUAAAGCUGGGGUCAUCAACCACCCUCUGGUUGGGGCUGGUCUCCGCCACUGUAGCCGCAGUCUGCGCCGCUGACUCCCAGACCACGCCCAGCCCCUUGCUACCCUCCAGCGGCAAUGGCACCUGCCGCGGGAACUACAAGUGUCGACCGGGCAUCAUCCUGCCAAUCUGGUACCCCGAGGACCCCUCCAUGGGGGACAAGGUCGCCCGGGUCAUCGUGUACUUUGUGGCCAUGAUCUACAUGUUCCUGGGGGUGUCUAUCAUCGCCGACCGCUUCAUGGCGGCCAUCGAGGUCAUCACGUCCCAGGAGAAGGAGAUCGUCAUCAAGAGGCCCAACGGGGAGACCACCACCACCACCAUCCGCGUGUGGAACGAGACGGUGUCCAACCUCACGCUGAUGGCGCUGGGCUCGUCCGCCCCCGAGAUCCUGCUCUCGGUCAUCGAGGUGUGCGGCCACGGGUACAACGCCGGCGAGCUCGGGCCCUCCACCAUCGUGGGCAGCGCGGCCUUCAACAUGUUCGUGAUCAUCGGCCUCUGCGUUUCCGUCAUCCCCGAGGGCGAGGUGCGCAAGGUCAAGCACCUGCGGGUGUUCUUCGUCACGGCCGGCUGGAGCGUCUUCGCCUACAUCUGGCUGUACAUGAUCCUGGCCGUGUUCUCGCCCAACGUGGUCCAGAUCUGGGAAGGCCUGGUCACGCUCGCCUUCUUCCCCAUAUGUGUGAUGCUGGCCUGGGUGGCGGACCGGCGGCUGCUCUUCUACAAGUUCAUGCACAAGAAGUACCGCCACGACAAGCACCGCGGCGUCAUCAUCGAGACGGAGACGGACCGGCCCAAGGGCAUCGAGAUGGACGGCAAGAUGGUGAACUCGCACUUUGCGGACGGCGGCGCCAGCAGCAACCUCAUAGGACAGAUCGAGGGCAAGGAAGUGGACGAGUCCCGGCGCGACAUGAUCCGCAUCCUGAAGGACUUGAAGCAGAAGUACCCGGAGAAGGACAUGGACCAGCUGGUGGAGAUGGCCAACUACUACGCCCUCUCGCACCAGCAGAAGAGCCGGGCCUUCUACCGGAUCCAGGCCACGCGCAUGAUGACGGGCGCCGGCAACAUCCUGAAGAAGCACGUGGCGGAGCAGGCCAAGAGGAGCCUCAGCGUGCAGGAGGUGCACGUGGAGGAGCCGGAGGAGUACGUGUCCCGCAUCGCCUUCGACCCGGCCGUCUACCAGUGUCUGGAGAACUGCGGUGCCGCCAUGCUCGCCGUCACCAGGAAGGGCGGCGACGUGGACAAGACCGUCUACGUGGAUUACAAAACCGAGGACGGCUCGGCCAACGCCGGAGCCGACUACGAGUUCAGCGAGGGCACGGUGGUCUUCAAGCCGGGCGAGACCGUGAAGGAGAUCAGCGUGGGCAUCAUCGACGACGACAUCUUCGAGGAGGACGAGCACUUUUUCGUGCGCCUCAGCAACCUGCGCGUGCUGGAGACGGAGGACGAGGUGCUGUCCCCCAACAGCCUGCCGUACCCGAUGGCCAUGCUGGGCUUCCCCAACGUGGCCACCGUCACCAUCCUGGACGACGACCACUCGGGCAUCUUCACCUUCGAGAGCGGCUCGGUGCACGUGAGCGAGAGCAUCGGCGUGAUGGAGGUGAAGGUGCUGCGGACGUCCGGCGCCCGCGGCACGGUGGUGGUGCCCUUCCGCACCAUGGAGGGGCUCGCCAAGGGUGGCGGGGAGGACUUCGAGGACACCUACGGGGAACUGGAGUUCAAGAACGACGAGACCUGAUAUUGACCGGAGAGGCCAAGCCUGCAUCUUCUUUCCCCGCUGUCCACAUCCCCAAAACAUCUCGGCUGAAAUAAAUCCACAUCAGACCAUCACAGAUUCGAUAACCCAUAUGGAGGUGAACAAAAAAAAACGGUUUGGGCUGAAAUAUGCUCAAACCUUUUUCACGAUAUUCCUUUACAAUGUGCUCAUUAUGGGAACCCUCUGGUUCCGAUGACAGGUCUAUUUCAGGACAACAUGUUUCUGAGCAUAUAUAGUUUGGUUUGUUUCGGGUUACUGUGUAUGGGGUUUUUUUUAGUGAUGGAUUUAACAAUGAGUAUGUCUCUCCUACCCUCUGAAUCUCUCUCUCUCUCCCUCCCUCUGCAUAUCUAGCUCUCUCUCCCUGUGCCACUCUCUCUCUGCAUCUCUCUCUCUCUCUCCCCCCCCCUCUCUCUCUCUCUCUCUCUCUCCCUCCUACUCACGCGUGCAUAGGCACACACGAACGUACACGUUUUAAAGUACUCGUGCACCUUUAUUUAUUUUCACCAACACCCAAUCUUGUCAUAUCAACAGGUGUGUUUAUUUGAUUGUUUGUUACGUUAUGAAUAUUUCCUAAAUAAUUUAUAUUCAUUCAUGUCAUUUUAUUUUCAUGAAUUAUGCAUGGGAAUACUUUUUAUGUUGACUGCUUUGUGUUAUUUUGUCAUUGGGGGGGAAAUAAAAUACAAUAUUUAAAUUUGAA